Xenopus laevis (African clawed frog) is the source of this 1780-nucleotide messenger RNA. It is a transcript of the gene mgat4g.L, whose product is annotated as MGAT4 family member G L homeolog. The record is from RefSeq and is a predicted model, not a curated record. Lineage: Eukaryota; Metazoa; Chordata; Amphibia; Anura; Pipidae. The transcript is spliced from 3 exons.
ACGAUUAGCAAGUGAGAUCAUGUUUCAGUCACGGCUCAAUAAAUAAGGGUAAAAGGUUUAAGUUGCACAAACUAGGCCCCGCCCACCUACCUAUCCUUGUGACUUAUCCCCGCCCAUAUUACUUAUAAUUGUCGUUUCCCCGGCUGUUAAUUAUUGUUCUCGUUACAAGGACCUGCCCAGUACAGAAUAUAAAUAUAUUUGGGUUUCAGAAGGUUUAAUCCUUUAUUCCUUCGAAUCAUAGGGAAUUGUUUUUUUUUUCUGGUCCUGAUGACUUUAGGGAACAUUUCUUUAUAUUCCAGACACUCAGAAUCGCUGUCCCAAGAAUUUGGUUUUUUUUGAAGAUGAGAAUAUGGCAUUUAUCUCAGUUUUUCUUUGUGUUAAUGGUCGUACUCUGCCUGACUGUCGUGCUAAAGAAGAAGGGGACGGAGUGUGACUGCAGGGAUUCUGUCCAGAAAAGAGAAGAAUUUGAGGAACAGUUACUACAAAGGAGCAACGUAUCGAACUCAUGUUCCCCCCAAAACUUUUCUGUGAGGCAAGACGUGCUGGGUGUUCUGCACAUCCCGUACGAUUAUCUUCUGGGAACUCCCGGCACUGGAAAACGGUUCUUGACCAUCGGGAUUUCGUCUGUGAAGAGGAAAAAGCAGAACUACUUGCUGGAAACCAUUGAUUCUGUUUUCAAUCACCUGAGCCCCGGGGAGCUGGAAGAGGUCCGCCUUGUGGUCUAUUUGGCCAACCAGGACCAGUCCCUAAACUUAAACACCGCCCAAGAGAUUAAUGAGAAGUUUGCUUCUACCAUCCCAAGUGCCGGGCGCCUUCCGAUAUAGUAACAUAAGCCACCUCUUCCCAAAACUUUUCCGCCACAUGGACCGGUCUGAAAACGGCCGAAUUACCAAUGACCCACACUGUACGGGGUCAAAUUUAGGUCCAAGCAGAAUGUGGAUUAUGCUUUUCUGGUAAAUUUCUGCGCUAAUUUAUCCAAGUACUACCUCAUGCUAGAAGAUGACGUCUCAUGCGCUCACAAUUUCCUCACCAGGAUUAAAAUGGGCAUAGAGUCUCAGAGGACCUCUUGGACCACCAUCACCUUCUCAAGCCUGGGAUACAUUGGGAAGCUCUAUCAUAACCUAGACCUUCCCAAACUCGCCCGAUUCUUGCUGCUGUUUUAUGACGAAAUGCCUUGUGAUUGGUUGUUGGACCAUUUCUACAGGUCGAAAGCCCAACUGGAGAUGAUUCGGAUCAAACCUUCGCUCUUCCAGCACAUGGGCACAUACUCUUCAUUCCAAAAUAACCAUAACAAGUUGAAGGACAAAGAGUUUGUGGAAGUGGUGGAAAAGUUUGGAGACAGCCCACCGGCCUCUUGUUUUACCAACAUAGAAGCUUAUUUAGAUCACGUGGCAGAUAAUGUUUGCUUUUUAGGUCCGAAUUUCUUCUGGGGUAAGAAUUUGACCCCUUCCAGUCACUUCACCAUGGUCUUCCAGGAGCCUAUUAACAUAGAGAAUGUCACAAUUGUCACUGGGUCGGCAGAUCACCCGGGCGAUGUGCUGAGAUCAGGGUACGUACAACUGGGGCGACGGAAGGUUACGGACAAUGGUCACCAGACCUGCAAAGACUUCACAAACAUUGGGGAGUUUCAUGGUGGGGUUUUUAGCAGCAAUAAUAUAAACAACCCAAUGGGGGAGAACAUUGACUGCUUGAAGGUGCAAGUCUCUGCCACUCAAGAACACUGGCUUUUAAUACAGAAAAUUGGAAUUUGGAUGAGAAAGUAAAAAAAAGUUUCAGAAAA